Messenger RNA from Miniopterus natalensis, 1267 nucleotides. The record is from RefSeq and is a predicted model, not a curated record. Lineage: Eukaryota; Metazoa; Chordata; Mammalia; Chiroptera; Miniopteridae.
CCCGUCGCUGCGCGCAGCCCCCGGCGCACUCCUCUUGAGCCAGCUGCGGGCCGUGCUAGUGGCCGAUCACCUGGCGCGAGCUCUGCACGUUCAUGGGGUGAGUGUGCGCCUAGUGCCCGCCGUGCGGGACCCGCACAUGUCGACUUUCCUGCAGCAACUGCGGGUGGACUGGCCCGCUGCCUCGGAGCGAGCUUCAGUGGAAGCCUUGAGGAGCCGUGCACUUGCAGAGCUUACCUCUGCGGGUGACAGGGGAGCCCUGCCCCGUGGCGUCCUGGGCAAUGUGUGCCUGAAGGAGCUGGUGGAAGGACUGGGACGCACAGCUGGCUAUGAUCCCAAGCUGGACAAAUGUCUGGUGACUGAGGAUCUGCUCUCCGUGCUGGCUGAGCUGCAGGCAGCUGUGCAGCACUGGCUUGAGGACUGCUCCCUAGGCCUGGCUGCGGCCCCAGAUGCUGGUACAGACAGCUGCAUGGUGGUACACGUGGUGAGUUACGAGGAGGAGUUCCAGCAACAAAAGUUGGACCUGCUUUGGUGGAAGUUGGAUGACCAGGCUCCCCGCAGACAGAAACACCUGGUGUGUGGCCCAGUGAAAGUAGCUGGCGUACCUGGCACCCUGACUGCCAAAGAGUAUUAUGAGCUCCGACACACCCAGGUGUGCAAGGCUUCAGCACUGAAGCACAGCAGGGAUCUGGCACAAGACCCAGCCUGGACAGAAACCUUCAGGGUUCUCUCUGUAGCGGCCAUCAAGUUUGAGAUGCUCAGCAAGGCCCCACAGAGUCAGCUCCUCCUGGACCUGGCCGACAGCAUUUCCACAAAGGGGACCAAGAGUGGCACUUUUGUUAUGUAUAACUGUGCCCGUCUUGCCACACUCUUUGAGAGUUACAAGCGCAGCAUGGAACAAGGUCUGUACCCCACUUUUCCACCUGUGAGCAGUCUGGAUUUCUCAUUGCUCCGUGAAGAGGGUGAGUGGUUGCUGCUCUUCAACAGCGUCCUCCCCUUCCCAGACCUACUGAGCCAGACAGCAGCCCUGGACCAGGACCGCACAGCCCCGGGGCUCCACAUCACCGCACGUACGGAAAUGGUGUGCAAGUUCCUGGUACAGCUCAGCAUGGAUUUCAGCUCCUACUAUAAUCGGGUACACAUCCUAGGGGAGCCUCGACCACAUCUGUUUGGUCAAAUGUUUGCCCGUCUGCAGCUUCUACGGGCUGUGCGUGAAGUGCUCCACACUGGCCUGGCCAUGCUGGGUCUCCCUCCACUGAGCUACAUCUAA